Molecule: messenger RNA, 533 nt
Organism: Truncatella angustata
Lineage: Eukaryota; Fungi; Ascomycota; Sordariomycetes; Amphisphaeriales; Sporocadaceae
Exons: 1
Coding region: 42-320 (92 amino acids)
Source: RefSeq, a predicted model, not a curated record
CUGGUUCAGCAUCAGCUUCUUUCCUGCUCUUCAAAUACGUCAUGGCCUAUCUCAGCGACAUGUACCCGGCGCACGUGGCGAGUGUGCCGGCGGGCAAUGAUCUGUUGAGGAGUACGGUUGGUGCUGGAUUUGUAAAUUCUCUCUCCCCUCUCUUCUCUCGCCCUCUCUCUCUGUCCAUUCCGGUUAUACCCAUACCCUUCCUGCCGUUUCAGUAUGUCGAGAAGAUUAGAUAUAGAAGUAAGAGGGCCAGGCAUAUUUGUAAUUUAGUGAAAGAAGAUAAUCGGAGGUUUGUCAGAGUAGCCCAAAAGAGGUCUUUUUAGAUCUUUAUAGGAGUAGAGGGGAAUGAGGAUUGAUGGAGAUAAAGUAAUCUUCAUUAAAGCGUGUCGAUUUAAACAAUGUUUGGACUGGUUAGUUGAGGACUAGGCGUUUGGAUACUAACUGACGUCCUCAAAGUUGGCGCCUUCAUUCACUUGAUGCGUUUUGGCAUGGGAAGCAUACGGCAUGGAAACCGCAAGUCAUGUCCGGUGAAGAGG